UGUCAGCAGGAGCGAGCUUGUUCCUCUUUCUCUCUCCCCCUUUCUAACACCAAACGGGAAAGCAAGCCUCAAGUUCAGUGAACAUCCACAGCAUCUAGGAUUUCUCUCUCCUCAAAUUACUUCUGCAAAUGAAUACUGCCUAAUCUCCCCAAGAGAAUAAAAAAAUGGGCACUGGGGAUUAUAUCUGCAUCACCAUGACUGGAGGAGCACCCUGGGGCUUUAGACUUCAAGGUGGCAAGGAAGAAAAGCAGCCUUUGCAGAUUGCCAAGAUUCGCAAUAAAAGCAAAGCAUCCAAGGCUGGGCUGUGUGAAGGGGAUGAGCUGAUAUCCAUCAAUGGCAACCCUUGUGCUGACUUGACCUAUUCUGAAGUUAUCGCUCUGAUGGAGGGCUUGGCUGACACUCUCCAGAUGCUUAUUAAGAGAUCUUCCAGUGGAGUGAAUGAGACCUUCAGUCCUGAAACAGAAAAUGGCAGCAGUGACAUUAAAAAUGAGGAAUAUAAAGAGAGCACUACCCUGCAAAUCAGAACAGCAGCCCCCAGACCCCACCGACAACUGCAGAUCUUAGGGGCAACCCAUGAAACACUCCAGAAAGAACAGCAAAGCGAUGCCGAAAGAGAUAUCACCCCUUCUCACAAAAUCCCUCCCAAAGUGAUAGAAGCCCCUAAAACACACUUCAUAGAGAUGCCUGCUUUCACCAGGGAAAAGCCAGGACCGACAGUUGAGCUCCAGUUGUCCCUCUUGCAUGACAAACACAAAGGCAGCAGUGUUCCCAGCCUGACUGUCCUGGGAGCUGAGCAGCACAAGUCCUCAGAAGCUGGAGCCACCCUACCACAAGAUGGGACUGGCUGGCUGGCUGCAGGCUCCACGGCUGAAAAAGACCACGCUGUCCAGUGGUCAAGCAGAACAUUCCAGGCUGCUAGCGGCAAAGAAGUCAAAGCAGCCCUCAGAGCUGAGGCAAAGGAGCCGCCUCUCACCAAGGUAGAGGUGAUCCUAGACUGCUCUGACAGGGCAAAGGAAGAGUUUGGGUCUCUGGCCGAAAAGGGGUGUGUGGAUUCUCAAGUGGAAGGAGGGCAGUCAGAAGCACCUCCUUCUGUAGUCUCCUUCGGAAUCUCAUCAGAAGGCACAGAGCAGGGAGAAGACGACCAGCACUCUGAAAGGGAACAUAGCAGACCUCACAAACACAGGGCAAGGCACGCCAGGCUCAGACGGAGCGAGAGUCAGUCAGAGAAGCAGGUGAAAGAAGCCAAGUCUAAAUGUAAGAGCAUUGCCCUCUUGCUGACAGCAGCUCCAAAUCCCAAUUCCAAGGGGGUGUUGAUGUUCAAGAAGCGUCGCCAAAGAGCUAGGAAAUAUACGUUGGUCAGCUACGGGACUGGGGAGCUAGAGCGUUACGAGGACGAGGGCGAAGAAGACGAAGGUGAAGAAGGUGAGAAAGAGAACACUUUUGAGAUUACCUUGCUAGGCACGAGCGAGUCGGAAAUCGAUGAAGAUUUCUUCUCCGACAUUGACAAAGAAGACCGGAUUGUGACAUUUGACUGGGAUACUGGACUGCUUGAGGUUGAAAAGAAACCAAAAAGUGGGGACGAGAUGUCUCAGCUGCUUCCAGACAGCAAGGGCAAGGGGGCAGUCAUGUUUGCCAAAAGGCGUCAACGGUUGGACCAGAUCACGGCUGAGCAAGAAGCAAUGAGGAUGCAGGCAGGGCACAGCUCAUCUGAGGAACACCAGGCAGCCACAGCAACCGAGAGCACCUACAAAAUGAGCUCCUCCUCAUAUCAGGCAAAACAGGAAGAAUCUUCCAGGGUGAAAAGCCAUGUUAGCAAAAGCUACAUAGAAGUGAGCCACAGUCAUGGUGCAGCAAUCCAGCAAAAUGGCAUCGGGAUCACUCCCGAAGCAAACCUGAUGUACCCAUCCUCAGAAGCCCUUAAAACUGCUGCUUCCAACAGAACAGCCAAGCCUUUCCCUGGUGUACAAAACAGAGCAGCGGCUCCGUUUUCUCCCACCAGAAGCAUGGCGAGCCCUCUGUCAGAUCUCCCUGCGCCACCGCCUUACACUUCGGUCAGCCCACCCCCUGAAACCUUAUACAGAACUGUUUUGUCUCCAGUUGCCGCCAGUGCAGCGCAGCCGGCAAUAUGGUCUCCAACAGAGUCAACAGAACAGAUCGCAUCCAGGGAUGAAAGGAUCGCGGUGCCUGCCAAAAGAACUGGAAUACUGCAAGAGGCAAAGAGAAGAAGCACCGCAAAGCCAAUGUUUACUUUCAAAGACACCCCCAAGCUGAGCCCUAACCCUGCUCUUCUGUCCCUUGUACAGAAUACAGAAGGCAAAAAAGGUGCUGCUGCAGGCUUUGAAUCGGGGCCUGAAGAAGACUACCUCAGCUUGGGAGCAGAGGCCUGCAAUUUCAUGCAAAUCCAGGCAGCCAAGCAAAAGGUCCCACCUCCAGUUGCUCCCAAACCCUCGUUAAAGGUUUCUCCCACUGCCGCAAUGCCUGCUUCACCAGUCUGGUCACCUCCAACUGUGGCUGGUACUCAGCCUCCCAUCUUUCCAGCUCCAAACUCACCUGAAAUGGCAGCUCCAGCACCUGUCAAAACAGCACAACCUGCUUAUCCCCCUCCCCAAACUGGCAACGUAGCGCAACCUGCUUAUCCCCCUCCCCAACCUGUCAACAUAGCACAACCUGCUUACCCUCCUCCACAGCCCCCAAGUACUCUUAAGCUAGCCAGUCCUUUUAAAGGGCCUCAAACAGCAGCGCCACACCAAAAUUAUACACCCAAAACAACACCCACCACCCCAGUAGGAAAUGCUGUGCUUGCUGGAGGGGUGGGGCCAGCUUUUGAGAUGCCCCCAGCUUUGAGUGGGAAAGGAGCCCAGCUCUUUGCCAAAAGGCAAUCGAGGAUGGAAAAAUAUGUGGUAGACUCAGAAACCGUGCAGGCCAAUAUGGCGCGGGCCGGUUCACCAACUCCAUCUUUACCAGCAUCUUGGAAAUAUUCAUCGAAUGUUCGAGCACCACCACCUGUGGGCUAUAACCCCAUCUACUCUCCAUCUUAUCCUCUCGCUGCUACCAAGCCACAGUCAAAGUCCCCCGCUGCUGCCAAAACAACCAAGAAAAAGCCUAAGAAAGCACUUAGUUCCUUGGAAGUUAUGAAGCAUCAACCAUACCAGCUUAAUUCAUCCUUAUUUACUUUCCAACCUCCCUCUGAUAAUAAGGAAAGUGCGCUUCCUAAGCAGCCUGCGAAGUUUGACUCAGCGUCUGCCUCAAAGCAAGCUCUACCUUCAAGAUCGCUCAAUGCCGGUUCUCCUUCUAAUGUCCGGGAAUCUUCAGUGUACUCUGUACCAGCGUACCCUUCGCAACCUUUCUUCCAGUCGAAUGCCUCUAGCCCUGUCAUUGAGUCCUGUGCGUCGACAGGCUACCCUUCUUUUUCGAAGCAAGAACCAGCAGCAUCCUCUAUGUUUACUGCUCCCAGGCCAAAGUUCUCAGCCAAGAAAGUUGGUGUCUCAGCACAGGAAAGAGGCGGAGAACGGUCUUUAUCACUCUCUGGAUGGCCACCUUCAGCCACUUCACGAUCCAUGUCCCCUGUCUCUCCUGUGGUGUUCCAACCAGCUCCUGAUUAUUUUAGCAAACCACCUCCUGCAGCUGAUAAGCCUGGGAAGAGGCUGAGUCCUUGGGAAGCAGCCGCCAAGUCCCCUCUUGGGCUGGUGGAUGAUGCCUUCGGCCCACAGACCAUUCAAGAGUCGAUCGCUGCAAAUGUUGUGUCUGCCGCUCGCCGGAAAACACUGCCUGCGCCGCCGGAUGAGUGGAAACAAAAAGUGGCUUAUGAGCAUCCUGCUCCGAGUGCCUGUGCAAAAUUAGCUUCGUUUGGAAGGAGCCAGUCAGCGGCAUUUUCCCCUGCAAAGAGCACAGUGUCUGCUCCGAGCUCCGCUGCCCCCUGCAGCUCUCGUCUACAGUAUGCAUACUAUGGCCAACGUGCCCAGACAGAUCCUGACAUGGUCUCCAUGGAUUCCAGGUCUGAUUACUACCUGUCACUAGCUGACUCCAACUAUAAUCCACUUCCAAAGGGAUGGAGGCGCCAAACAUGAAAAGCCGAAGACCCUGUUUCAGCUUCUCUUCCUGAAGUUCUACAAGUCUUAGAUUCGAGGGUGAAUUGAAAAUGUGAAGAAGUGUGUGGGACAGGUGUUUGCUGGCCUGAUAAUAUAUUGAUAAAAGAGUUCAAGCA
Molecule: messenger RNA, 4204 nt
Organism: Lacerta agilis (Sand lizard)
Lineage: Eukaryota; Metazoa; Chordata; Lepidosauria; Squamata; Lacertidae
Gene: SYNPO2
Product: synaptopodin 2
Exons: 5
Coding region: 165-4067 (1300 amino acids)
Biological process (GO): positive regulation of actin filament bundle assembly
Cellular component (GO): nucleus; actin cytoskeleton; Z disc
Molecular function (GO): actin binding
Source: RefSeq, a predicted model, not a curated record